Messenger RNA from Penicillium griseofulvum, 1287 nucleotides. RefSeq names its product putative cysteine synthase. Bases 1 to 1287 code for a protein of 428 amino acids. Lineage: Eukaryota; Fungi; Ascomycota; Eurotiomycetes; Eurotiales; Aspergillaceae. The transcript is spliced from 5 exons. Gene Ontology annotation, cellular component: cytoplasm. The record is from RefSeq and is a predicted model, not a curated record. Gene Ontology annotation, molecular function: cysteine synthase activity.
AUGCCAGAUCAUUCAACGGCGUAUAUAGGUACAGCCUUCGUGGCAGGUGUCUGUCUGGCACUCGCAUAUCAAGAAAUUUCCCGUCCCAAACACGAGGAUAAUGUGACAGAACCAAUAUCGCCAACAAAUGGGCUAAUCGCCCGAGCUGGCCCGCCCGCUAUUGUGGAAGGCAUUGAAGGCUGCAUUGGAAACACCCCUCUAUUCCGAAUCAAGUCACUAUCAGACGAGACGGGAUGCGAGAUCCUGGGCAAAGCAGAGGCACGUAGCCUUGGCCAGAGUUCAAAAGACCGAGUUGCACUAAGCAUGAUUGAGAUAGCCGAAGAACAAGGGAUCCUAACACCUUAUUCAGGCGACACAAUCUACGAAGGAACGUCGGGAUCAACCGGCAUUUCACUAGCAACACUAGCCCGUGCAAAGGGCUACCUAGCACACAUCUGCCUGCCCUCGGACCAGGCAAUUGAAAAAUCCAACCUGCUUCUAAAACUCGGGGCAAUCGUGGACCGAGUUCCGCCAGCUCCCAUAGUGGAGAAAGACAACUUCGUCAAUCGCGCACGAGCACUGGCAAAGACGCACACGGCCUCAUCGGGUAUUACCUCGUCCGCGGAAGACCAGUCCGAUCUCCCCGCGGCAAACGAGCGCAUGACCCGUGGCCGUGGCUUUUUCGCCGACCAAUUCGAGAACGAGGCUAACUGGCGCGCCCACUACGAAGGGACCGGUCCAGAGCUGUACGCCCAAUGUGGGGGCCGCAUUGAUGCGUUUGUAGCGGGCGCUGGCACGGGCGGGACUAUUUCUGGGGUGGCGAGGUUCUUGAAGCCCUUGCUGCCUAGACUUACGGUUGUCUUGGCCGAUCCGCAGGGGAGUGGGCUUUUUAAUCGAGUGGUCUACGGUGUUAUGUUUGAUGUCAAGGAGAGGGAGGGGACGCGGCGACGUCGUCAGGUUGAUACUAUUGUUGAGGGAAUUGGUAUUAACCGUGUUACGGCGAAUUUCGAGGCUGGGAAGGAGAUGAUUGAUGAUGCGGUGCGUGUUACUGAUGCCCAGGCUUUGGCUAUGGCUAGGUGGCUUGUGGAGAAAGAUGGGAUCUUUGUCGGGAGUAGCAGUGCAGUGAACUGUAUCGCCGCCGUCAAGACAGCAAGGAAGCUUGGUCCUGGUCAUCGGAUUGUUACAGUCCUUUCGGACUCCGGCUCACGACAUCUGUCUCGAUUCUGGGCUAAGGCAGGUGAUGUUGGUGGGGCCGUUGAUACUAAGCUUGAGGAUGUUAUGAAUGCACGGGACGAAGACUUUCAAUAA